GGCCUGUCUAGGUUCCGCGGCCGGGUUCUGGCCAGCACCCGACUGGGAGUCCAGGCCUUUCCUGUUUCUGAGGGGGUGGGCCGGGAGCAGCCUUCGGGUCCCCUUCACCCGCUUUCGGGGCCUGGGAGCGGGCCCCGGCGGGGUUGACCACUCCUGAGGACGCAGCUGGGGCAUCGACCAUGGCACUGCUCUCGGCCGUCGGGGGCGCGACCUGGCAUUGCUGCGGUCGCCUCCUCACGCGUCCUUUCUCCCAAGCGGUGGGGCGUGGAGAACGGCCCGGCGGGGAGGAGCUAAGCCGCCUGCUCCUGGAUGACCUGGCGCCGACUCCGCGGCCGGCCGGGGGGCUGGAGCUUCUGUUUGGCCUGUCCCCGUGUCUCCUGGCUCUGCGGGCCGCCCGCCGCCGCGUGGCCCGGCUCCUGCUCCAGGCCGGUAGGUCCGGGCUGCAGGGGGAGCGGGCCGAGCUGCUGCGCGCGGCUGAGGCGCGGGACAUCCCGGUUCUGCGGCCCAGACGGCGGAAGCUGGACGUCCUGUGCCGCUACCAGGUCCACCAGGGCGUCUGCAUGGAAGUGAGCCCUCUGCGGCCCCGGCCCUGGGCUGAGGCCGGGGAGGCUCGGCCAGGAGACGACCCCCAGCGGCUGUGGCUCGUCCUCGAGGGGCUACAGGAUCCCCGGAAUCUUGGGGCCGUGCUGCGCUCCGCUCACUUUCUCGGAGUGGAUAAAGUCAUCACCAGCCGGAGAAACAGCUGCCCGCUCAGUCCUGUAGUCAGCAAGGCCAGCGCCGGGGCUAUGGAGGUGAUGGACGUGUUCUCCACUGAUGACCUGGCCGGUUUUUUACAGGCCAAAGCCCGGCAGGGCUGGCUCGUGGCUGGCACGGUGGGCUGCCCGGGGCCUGAGGUCUCCCUGUCUUCUGAGAUCCCCAUCACUAGUUGCUUGGAGUUCCUCUGGGACCGGCCUACUCUUCUAGUGCUGGGGAACGAGGGCUCUGGUCUGUCCCGGGAGGUGCAGGCCUCCUGCCAGCUUCUCCUUAGCAUCCUGCCUGGCCGGCAGCUGCCUCCUGGACUCGAAUCCUUAAAUGUCUCCGUGGCUGCAGGAAUUCUUCUUCACUCCAUUUGCAGCCAGAGGAAGGGUUUCCCGGUGGAGGGGAAGAGAGAGCUACCUCUUCAAGACCCCCAAGAUCCCUCGGCCUCGUCUGAAGUGCCCAGAAUGGCUCGGCAUCCAGGACUGUCCUCGGGAUGAGAAAAGGAGAGGCAAGACGGGGGUUGACUUGGACCGUCCGAGGUGUGUGUGUGCUGUGGGGGCACACACAUUCACACGCUUGAAUGUGCCGGGGUCUCUUGCGUUCUUGCCUGAGUGUGUGCACCCAGGCCCAUGUUUAUAAACUGCUCUCCCAGGGCUGGGAGCUUUGUGGUGGAGACCAGAGGAAGUUCAGUUUCCCCUUUUAGCUUUGGACUUGGAAUUGGAGAUGGCAGCUUGUUAAUUUCCAGGCUGUGCUGGGACAGAGGGUCUCUUUCUUUCCAGGCCCUGCCUGGAAGUCAAGGGGAAGUUCACACAUCAGAAGGAAAUCAAGCAGCCCAGUCCAGGGGUCCUCUUCCUCUUGGACCAGCGUGAGAAUGUAGAGGGAAGCCCGGGGCUCUCUUGUGGGCCAGACAGGUGCAAAUCUAGGCUCAAACCCGACCCUACUGGGGCCUUGUGCACAUGGCUUCAUCUUUUUGUGUCUUGGGGCCCUUGUCUCCACCUCUCUCACAGGACUGUUGUGAGAAUCCAAUAAAACAUCACCUGGUAUCCAGCAGGCCCUCAACCAGUGAGCCAUUAUAUCUGAUUUCUCCAUUAGGUGGCAGCCUCGCUCUUUGGUCCAUAGUCUUCGGGCCGCUUUCACAGCCACCUGGGGAGAUUCCUGGCUGUGGCCCUCCCCCUCCCCACCCCCAGAGGCAGGGGACUGAUUAGCAAAUACCUCCCAUCCUACUGGCCCACCAGUAACCCCCAUGGGUGAGUCAUCAGUCAGUCUGCCUCUGUGGAGGGACCAGAGCCAGAGCCUUGGCCUUUGAUUCUGGGAGGUGGUGAGGACCUCGCAGCAUUGCUGUUUAUUGUACAACCCAGACAACUCUGGUACUCCUCCCCCAGGGUCCCACAAGUGGAGCAGAGGCCACUAGGAUAAGUAACUUAGAGCAGUGUUGGCUGCACAUUGGAACCACCUGGCAAGCUUUAAAAAACAAGUGGCACUGGGGACCCACCCCUCCCAGCCUGAUGUAAUUGGUCAGUGUGCAACAUGAACAUCUGAAUUUUUAAAGCUUCCCAGGUGGGUUUCAUGUGCAGCCCAGACUGGGAACCACUAGUUUUCUCAGCCUCAGCAAUACUGACAUUCCGGGCUGGAUAACUGUUGUGAAGGCCUGUCCUGUGCAUUGUAGGACGUUUAGCAGCAUCUCUGGCCUCUGCCCAGAGGCCCAGAUGCUGGUAGCACCUUCUCCCCCUAGUUGUGACAACCAAAAAUGUCUCCAGACACUGCCACGUGUCCCCUGGGGGACAGAGUCGCUCCUAGUUGAGAACCAGUGCUCUGGAGCAUGGAUCUGGAGCACAGCAGCCCUAGGGGCGGAUCCCGAUGCUGUGUGACCUUGGCCAUUUCCUUACCCAUCUGUGCCUCAGCCCCCUUCUCAGUCAAAGGGGGAUAAUCAUACCUUUUUGGGUGGCCGGGAGGAUAUAGAGGGUGAUAGGAACUCAGUGCCUUACACAUCAUAGGUGCUUGGUAAGUAGUACUGCCCUUUUCUCUGUGGAAUGGAUUUAUCUUGGAAUUCUAAUGGUGAUGCCAGUUUAGAAAGACAUUUGAAUUUGUUUUAAAAAUGCCUAAGAUGGCUUUAAAUUCAAAGUUAUUCCUCUCAAGUAGGAGGAAGAAAUCCCUUCAUAAAUGCCAUAGAUCUCCAUUGCCUGGGUCCCCCCUUGAGCUCUGUCC
This is a messenger RNA of Kogia breviceps (pygmy sperm whale), 2943 nucleotides long. RefSeq names its product mitochondrial rRNA methyltransferase 1 (gene MRM1). Gene Ontology annotation, cellular component: mitochondrion. The record is from RefSeq and is a predicted model, not a curated record. Lineage: Eukaryota; Metazoa; Chordata; Mammalia; Artiodactyla; Physeteridae. Gene Ontology annotation, biological process: rRNA methylation. Gene Ontology annotation, molecular function: RNA binding; rRNA (guanine) methyltransferase activity.